CCAGGAGGCCACGACCACACAAGCAAGCGAGCCGCCGUAGUGCUCUCCAUCCCCAGUCGCCACUCCUUUCUUUGACCUCCCUGCCGCCGCCGCCGCCGGAUCCGCCGCCAUCGCCGGCCGCGCUUGAACAGAUCCAAAGGGCCGGGCGGCACCACCCCCACGGCGGGGAUCUGCCUCCAGCUCCCCACAAGAUGGAGGAGGCCCCUGCUAAGAGGAAUCCGGCGGCCAGCCUUACAGACGACCUCCUCGUCGAGAUUCUCCGCCGCCUGCCCAUCCGCUCCGUAUGCCGCUUCAAGUGCGUCUCGCGGUCCUGGCGCAACCUCAUCUCCGACCCCGCCCACCGCAAGAAGCUACCCCAGACCCUCGCCGGCUUCUUCUACGAAAGCCUCAGCGGCGAGCGCUUCCCCGUCAAGGCGCAUCACUUCACCAACGUUACCGGAAAAGGCGUACCAUUCAUCUUUCCUUCCUUCUCCUUCUUGCCCGUCCCCAGUGACGAUGUAGACCUCUUGGAUUCCUGCAAUGGCCUCCUCCUUUGCCGUUGCCAUGAGCCUGAUCCUCAUAAUGGCGAUGAGAGCGAUGAGUCUGGUCCUAGUGAUGGCGACGGGUUUCGACCGUUCCAUUAUGUUGUGUGCAAUCCCGCGACCAAGAAGUGGGUGAUGUUGCCGGAUGGCAGUUGGGCUAGUGGCGAGGCUCGCACAACCCGCUUGGCGUUUGAUCCGGCAGUCUCCUCGCAGUUCCAUGUGGUUCAGUAUGUGGUGGACGAGGCUUGGUGCGUCACAGGGGUGGGGAUCUAUUCAUCCAAAACUGCAGCAUGGAGCUUUAAGGAAAGUGAAUGGGGCGAUGAUGUUAUGCUACAUCAUCAAGUGAGAAGUGUGUUUCUUGACGGCUUCUUGCAUAUGCUCACGGUCCUUGAUGGGAUAACGUUGGUGGACAUGGAUGGAAAAACAUGGAGGACAAUUCCUGUGCCGACUGAUAAUGGGUAUGUUGGCUGCAUCCAUCAAGCUCCGGGUCGCCUGUGUUUUCUUAAUGUUGAUGAUGCUGAUCCCUUCAAGCUGUCGAUCUGGUUCCUUGAAGACCAUGGUACUAAUGAAUGGACAUUGAAGCAUUCCGUUAGGACUCCACUGCUGUUUGGGGGGAAGAACCUUCCAUUUGGGUUCGGCUACACAGUGAUUACAAUUCACCCAGAAUGCAAUUUGAUUUACUUUGUCUAUGGGUGGAACAAGACACUGAUGGCAUAUGAAAUGAACCGCAAGGAAGUUCGUGUCAUCCGUAAUCUCGGGCAUGAUUGCUCGGAGCCUUAUCUUCCUUAUGUUCCCUUGUUCGCAGAGGCAUUAGCAGAUGAGCAGUGACACUGUUAGAUUUACUGCAGCUAUGUUUUUGUUACUGCAAUGAUGAAUUCAUAUUGGUGAAGUAAGGAGUAUCUGGCAUUCCUUCUAGCUGUCUGAUUGUUCUAGCAAUCUGUAUGUUGAGUAGACUGCCAGAAAAGUUAAGCUCUGUUUUCUUUGUUUUAUGCAUGUGAGCAUGUCUGUUGUGCUAUUUUGAUUUGGAUCAAUGUUAUUUAAUUGUUGAGAUCUCAUGAACUGCCUUUAGGAAGGCUAACUGUAUUCUUUCAGUUAAACAGCUAUGUUAUUAAGGCUAACUGGAAUUGCCACCAAUGGCUAUAGCUUCACAUUUCUUGAUGACAACGGAGGCAACGAAAGUUUCACCUC
Panicum virgatum (switchgrass) is the source of this 1709-nucleotide messenger RNA. RefSeq names its product F-box protein At5g07610-like. The record is from RefSeq and is a predicted model, not a curated record. Bases 192 to 1349 code for a protein of 385 amino acids. The transcript is spliced from 3 exons. Gene Ontology annotation, molecular function: protein binding. Lineage: Eukaryota; Viridiplantae; Streptophyta; Magnoliopsida; Poales; Poaceae.